UGAAAUAAUCUGAACGCUUUCAAUGUUACCGUAUAAUUCUAUUCGAUGUAAUACCGGUUGAAAGAAGAAGUUAAAGUUGUUUUUCAAAGUAAACUUUUGAUAUCUUUUUUAUUUUUAUAAUUUCUAUUUUUUACGAAGUGUAAUGAGAGAAGUGUACUUAAACAAAAGAAGAUAAAAUUGCGUUAUAAUUUUAGAAAAACACUAAAUACACUUUUUCAGUGUAAGUAUAAGAUUAUAAUGGCUGAUAAAGAACCUAGAAGAAGAAAGAAAAGGAAAGAUUCUCAAAGAAAAGUUCAUUUUUCAGAUGAUAUGCAUUCAGAGGACCAAAUUUUUAUGAGCACUCGGUCAGAAAGUAAAGAUUCUGAUCAAGAAGUUGAGGAAGAGAUUAUAGUAACUGCACAUCAACCAAGUGGUUUCGCCAAAAUAGUCUUUGUUCUUUUGUUUUCUGGUCUAGUUUUGUCAAUGAGUUUUAUAUUCAUUUCUUUGCAUGGAACUGAGAGAGGUUCAGUGGAUUUAUUUGAUGAUCAUCACUCUGAGGAACAUGAACCAUUACAUAAUUUGGACCAAGUAGAAAAUGACAGCUCUAUUCCAGAUCAUUCAGACGGGAUGGAAGUUCACGAUUCUCAUGAGGAAGAGGAAAAAUGGAGCUCAUCUGAUUUUCUAUCAGGGAACAUUAUGGAUAUGUUGCCUGAUAUUGGAGAAAUGUUAUCUUUCAAUAAUGAAAAUACUAAGGAAUUUAGAGAAAAUACAGAGUUUCCAGACAGUGAAAAGUUGGAUACAAACUCUGAAGAUGUCACAGAAAAAUCCAGUGAGGGAAUUGAAAUGAAUGCAGACCACAAUGAGGAAAUAUUUGAUUCUGAUUCUACUUCAGAAAGCCCAGAUUUAUCUUUUUCUUCUGAAAUCCCUGCCGAAGAGCUUGAUCCACUGUUGUAUGAAGAAAUCGAGCUCCCCAUGCCUGAAACGACUGAUUACAGCUCUCCAGGGCAUGCAUCAACUAAUGAUUUUGAAGAAGAUAUAACACCUGUACCUGAGACGACUACAAAAGAAAUUCCGGAACGAACAUCUCGUGCAUCGUCUGAAAUUAUUCAAGAAACUAGGACUGAGGAAUAUCCAGAAGAAUUUUCUGUUCCGGAAGAUAAUUUGUCACCAAGUACUUUAGAGGAUUAUGGUGACGAAUUAACAGGUAUCACACCAGAUAGUUUAGAAUAUGAAGAGGAGGAUAAAUUGGCAUAUGAAAAAAUAUCAAUUACGAAUGAAAUGGAUUAUGAAAUAAGAGAGGAACUAGAUGCCUUAGAUAAAAAGUUGGAUAAAUCUGCUGAAAAUGUUUUGAAGAGAUGUAACGAGCUUCUGAAGUUACACAAGGAAAGCCCAAGACUCCAUUUUCUGAAAGCUCAAGCAUUAGAUAAGAUUGCAGAAUCACAGCGCAGUAAUAAAUUGCUGGAAGAUGCAAUACUCGGUUAUCAGAAAGUUCUGGAUUUGAAAAAUGUCCCUGAGGGGCUGUAUUUAAUUGCUGGGAAAUUAACUGCUGAAAAGAUGCGCUUCAGAGGAUUUAUGGGCAAGUCAGUAAAGCUUUUGUCUACUAUGCUUACGAAAUAUCCUCAGAAUAUUGAAGUGAGAAAUCUACUUGCUGUGGGUUAUUUAUUAAUUGGCCAAAAUAAAGCUGCUAAAAAAGAAUUUCAAGAUAUUUUAAAAGUAUUUCCUGACUCUGGUUUUGCAAAAGUUCAUCUUGGUUUCAUCUUGAAAACUGAUGAAUCGAAAUAUGAAGAAUCCAUUAAAUUGUUGAGUGAAGGCAUAGCCUCUAGAGAAAGUGGUGUUCUUGAUGGCAGAUUUUACUUUCAUCUUGGAGAUGCGUUACAUAGAAUUGACAGAAACAAUGAGGCUUUAAAAGUGUAUGAUGAAGCUGUGAAGGAAGGUCUAUUUUUAUCCCGUUAUCAACGAUCAUUAUAUAAUGUGAAUGGUUUAACAGGAAAACCGUGGUGGGAUCCAAAAAGUUCUUCUUAUGCUCCUUAUUUUAAAAUUCUUGAGAGAGAUUGGUCACUAAUCAGAGAUGAAGCAGUAGCUUUAAUGAAUGAAAACAAUUCUGGUUUUAUGGCAGAAUCUGAAGGUUUGCAAGAUACUGGGGAUUGGAAACAGUUUGAAUUAUUUGCACGAGGAAGGAAAAUAGCAAAAAAUUGUGCCAAAGCUCCAAAAACUUGUUCUUUAAUAUCACAGAUGCCGGAUGCUGCAAAUUGUAAGCGUGGACAGGCAAAAUUUUCUAUUAUGCAUCCUUCAACUCAUGUAUGGGCUCAUACUGGGCCAACAAACUGUCGUUUAAGAGCUCAUUUAGGAUUAAUUAUUCCAGAUGGAGCCAGUAUCAGAGUAGCUGAUGAGAUAAGGCAUUGGGAAGAAGGUAAAAUUAUAUUAUUUGAUGACUCUUUCGAACAUGAAGUUUGGCACAACGGCAGCUCAUCUCGGUUAGUUUUGAUUGUUGAUUUUUGGCAUCCUGAACUGACAGCAUAUCAGAAACGCUCUUUGUCUCCCAUUUGAACAAGGCAAGCUUUUAUAGCAUUUCACAAAAUUAUAAUGAGCUUAAUAUUGGACUUUAAAUGUCAGCAUUUGAAUUUAUUUUUUAUGAACAACAUUUUUUACACAUGUUUUUACCAAUAAUAAAUGUGUUGUGCAAUAUGUCCCAUUAUGACUGAACCUGCCAAAAAGUCAUAAAAUAUUUAAAUUUAGUUCCUCGAUAUUGCCAUAUAUAAUUUAUUUGUUAUUAAUUUAAUAAUAUCUUAGUUUUUUUUUUCUCGUUUUCUCAUUGCAUUAAAUGAUUAACAAAGUGGUACCAGCAAAUUAUGUUCUUCGUUUGUACAAAGUGUCCACAAAAUGCCAGCUUGGUUUCAAAAUUAAAAUCUUGAAAACCAAGAAAGACAAAAAUGAAACAAAUAGUAUUUUUAUAAACAAAUUUAUAAUUUAGCUACUGUAGGUCGUGCAGAGAUCUUAAAAAUGAUACAAAAACUUUUCUUGGGAUUGCAAUACAUUGUUUAAACUUUCUAAUUCAGUAGUGCAUCGACCUCCUUUAACAUUUAAGUUAUUGAAAUGCAAUUUUUUUUAGGGGCUUUGUCAUGUAUUUACUACUGGCGGCACCAUUUAUUGGCAACUUUUUCUAAUUUACCAAUUUAAAUUUAUCAUUUUUAGAGCUUUCGCAAUAAACAUAGUGCGUGUUUCUUUAUUUUCAAAAUUUUUAAUUUGAAAUCAGACUUUUCCACUGGACACUCUGAAAGUAUCUUCUUAAAAAACAACUUAAUAACUGUGUGAUACUUGUUAUGUUUAACAUUGAUUUUUAAAAGUAUGUAUUGUGAUGUAAAUAGACAAAUGAAAGCAAAUGAAUUUGUAAAUCUGCAGUUUCAUAAAACCCUUCAUAGCUAGUAGUAUCAUUUGUUAAAUGUAUUUUAAUAUAUAAAAGUACUUUUAGAUAGAUCGAUAGAUGACAUAUUAGUUACUUUAUUUUUGUUGAAGCUGUUAGCUUUAAUUGUGAGAUCUCACUUGUUACCAAACUUCAGAAGCUCCCGAGAUAUUGUGCCAUUUUUUAAUCCUAUUGUGAAAUAUCAACCGAAAGAACUACCAACUUUUUCAAAAAAAUCUUACAUCUGGUUUAUUGCCUUUGAACUGAAAUUUCAAGUAAAUAUGAAAAUCAAUUUUAAUUAUGUAUAUAUAUAACAAAAUGCAACUGAAAUUGAAUUCUACAUAAGAAAGAAUUUGAAGUUUUUUGUAACUAAUAACAAAUGUAAUUACAGUUUUUUUUUAAAAAUCAGAAUUAUUAAUUUUAAUAAGAAGUAUGAAAUUCUUGUUUUGUUCAAGUUCAGCUCAAUAAAGGUAUUAAAAAUAUUUGCACAAGCUGCUAGUAGCUCGAGGGUUUUGUGAUCACUGCUGUAGACUAAUAAAAAAAAUUAUUGGCAAGCAAUACUUGCAGUACUUAUUUUGUUAGUUUUGGUUUUUUGUUUUGUUUACUAUAUUUCGAGAGCACCCCACCAAAGCCAUGAAUGUUUAAAAAGUUACUGAUGAAAUAAAUGUGUUUAAAAGUUUUUUAUUCUGUGUACUAUCCUUAUCUGCCUACUUUUAUACAAAAUGAAAUAUACUAUUUUGGGCUACUAAAGUUUGGCAUUCGCAUUUAUGUCUAUGGUUGACCAAAAAAUGAAUAAAAAAAAUUGCCUUUAGUGAAAGUUGCUAAAUUUUAUAAUUUCUGGUUCUAGGAUGAUGCUUACAAUAUAUAAUUUUUUUUAAAUGAAAAACUUGAUGCAGAAACAUAUGUUUGCUAUUAAAAGAAUCUGCAGAAAUUUGCAUAAUUGUAAAUUUGUUAAUUACAAAAAUUAAAGACAUGUUCAUUUUUUUAAAAUUUCAACUCGGAUAAAUUUUGCUUAUUGAAAUAAAAGACAUGUGUCUCUUGUCAUAAUUUCAGAAUAAUUUUUGCAGAGUUUCAAUUAGAAAACUAAACUGUUUAUUUGAAAAAUAUUUUCCAUCUUAAUAAUCAUUAUAAAAAAUGAAAUUUUAGAUGAAAUUUUCCAAAUACUAACUUUUUUUUUGGAAAUCUUUUUGUUUACGAAAUCAAUUGUAAAUGAUAAUAAAACUGGAAAUAAAUAACCAUUGAAAAAAUAAUUCAAAAAUUACUAAUAUUCUAAAAUAUUUGCAUGUCAUUUUGCAUGAAAAAGGUAUGUGCAGAAAGUUUAUUAAAAACUGUAUAUGAAGACAUUUUCAAAACUUGAACAGGCCAUGUAAUUAAAUUGGCAAAUAGUUAGGGGGAAAAAAUUGUACAUUGAAAGUUAACCUAAUUCACUUAAUCUGGGACUCACUGUAUAUAUGUUUUUUAAUAAGAUUAAAAAUGUGAUAUUUUCAAACUGCAAAACAUCUUCUAUUGAUAAAUUGACUUUUAAAAAACAUGUUACUUCAAAUAUCAGAAUUUAACUCUUUAAUAUUUAUCAUUUAUAAAUUUUAAUUAGCUUUGUAAAGUAUAAGACAAUAAUAUAAUGACAAUGCAUAUCAGUUUUAUUGUAGUUAUUUCUAUAGCUUAUUAUUAUGAAAUAAGUUUUAAAUAAAAUCUAGAAUAUAACUUGUUAAAUGCAGACAGCAAUUAAGAAAUAGAAUGAGUAAAUAAUUAAACAUUUUAACCCUAUAAUGGUCCCGUCUGUAGAAGGUGAUUGUAAAAAGUAAGAUAAUAUCAGAAACACUAAAUGAUUUAGUGGUGAAUCUUGUAGCAGAUUAUUUUUUUCAUUAAUGCUUUAUUAAUUUAAUUCAGUUAAACAUAACUUCUUUGUUUUGUAUUAAUUAUCUUGUCAUGUUACUUGACCAAUUAGAAUGCAAGAAAAUUAAGUUUUUAAAAGUAUUUCAUCUUUUAUAUCAGUACCAAUUAAUUUUCUCCUAAAAAUUUCCAGUUCUUAAUAGAGUCAAUACUGAAAGUACAUAUAUAAUAUGUACUUCUCAUUUGAUUUUUUAACUAUAGGCAGCUGAUUUUAUGGACAUAUAUUGUUUAAUUUUCGUGUGACUAUUGAAACUGUCUUUGUUAGAUGAUGAUGGAUACUUAAGUCAUAUUCAUUGGUUUGGACUGUUAAUUAGUUAAAUACAUUCUCAUGCAAUUGAAAUGUUUCUAUAUUAGAUUUGUUUAAUGUCAACUCAUAAAACCUGAUUGUUUUUGAUUUUUAAUAAAAUAAUUUUUAAAAGAAA
Molecule: messenger RNA, 5691 nt
Organism: Parasteatoda tepidariorum (common house spider)
Lineage: Eukaryota; Metazoa; Arthropoda; Arachnida; Araneae; Theridiidae
Product: aspartyl/asparaginyl beta-hydroxylase
Biological process (GO): peptidyl-aspartic acid hydroxylation
Cellular component (GO): endoplasmic reticulum
Molecular function (GO): protein binding; peptidyl-aspartic acid 3-dioxygenase activity
Source: RefSeq, a predicted model, not a curated record